CGGGGCGAGAGCUGCGGCUGCGUCAGGCGUGCGGCGCACACCUUGCGGCUUCUCCCUUUCGGCGCGUCCGUCCCGGGUGGACUCGGCAGCCAGGCCGGCGCAGGAACAGGUGCACCCGCAGACCCACGGCGAUGGCGACGCUGUGUCUGACCGUGAAUUCGGGGGACCCUCCUCUGGGUGCUUUGCUGGCGGUAGAACAUGUGAAAGACAACGUCAGCAUUUUUGUGGAAGAAGGGAAAGAGAAUAUUCUUCGUGUGUCUGAAAAUGUGGUCUUCACGGACAUAAAUUCCAUUCUUCGCUACUUGGCUAGAGUGGCAAUGACAGCCCGGCUCUACGGCUCUAACCUGAUGGAACAUACUGAGAUUGAUCACUGGUUGGAGUUUAGUGCCACAAAAUUGUCUUCAUGUAAUUUGUUCCCUUCUGCCAUCAAUGAGCUCAACCAUUGCCUGUCUCUGAGGACAUACUUGGUUGGACACUCCUUGAGCUUAGCUGACUUAUGUGUUUGGGCCACCCUGAAAGGAAAUGUGGCCUGGCAGGAGCAGCUGCAGCAGAACAGAGCUCCGGUUCAUGUAAAGCGCUGGUUUGGCUUUCUUGAAGCCCAGCAGGCCUUCCAGUCAGUGGGUACCAAGUGGAAUGUUUCAGCCACCAAAGCUAAAGGGGCCUCUCAGAAAAAGCCAGAUGUUGGGAAGUUUGUUGAGCUCCCAGGUGCUGAGAUGGGAAAGGUUACUGUCAGAUUUCCUCCAGAGGCUAGUGGUUACUUACACAUUGGGCAUGCCAAAGCUGCUCUUCUCAACCAGCACUACCAGGUUAACUUUAAAGGGAAACUGAUCAUGAGAUUCGAUGACACAAAUCCUGAAAAAGAAAAGGAAGAUUUUGAGAAGGUUAUCCUAGAAGACGUUGCCAUGUUGCAUAUCGAACCAGACCAGUUCACUUACACCUCGGACCAUUUUGAAACGAUAAUGAAAUACGCCGAGAAGCUAAUUCAGGAAGGGAAGGCGUAUGUGGAUGAUACUCCUGCUGAGCGGAUGAAAGCCGAACGAGAGCAGAGGACAGAAUCCAAACACAGAAACAACUCUGUUGAGAAGAAUCUGCAGAUGUGGGAAGAAAUGAAAAAAGGGAGCCCGUUUGGUCAGUCCUGUUGUUUGCGAGCAAAAAUUGACAUGAACAGUAACAAUGGGUGCAUGAGGGACCCGACACUGUACCGCUGCAAAAUUCAGCCUCACCCGAGGACUGGAAAUCGAUACAAUGUUUAUCCAACAUACGAUUUUGCCUGCCCUAUAGUGGACAGCAUUGAAGGAGUUACACAUGCCCUGAGAACAACAGAAUACCAUGACCGAGAUGAGCAGUUUUAUUGGAUUAUUGAAGCGUUAGGCAUAAGAAAACCGUACAUUUGGGAAUAUAGUCGGCUAAAUCUCAACAACACAGUGCUGUCCAAGAGAAAACUCACGUGGUUUGUAGACGAAGGACUGGUGGAUGGAUGGGAUGACCCCAGAUUUCCCACGGUUCGUGGUGUGCUGAGAAGAGGGAUGACAGUUGAAGGACUGAAGCAGUUUAUUGCUGCUCAGGGUUCCUCGCGUUCAGUUGUGAACAUGGAAUGGGACAAAAUUUGGGCAUUUAACAAAAAGGUAAAUGUUCUGACUCUUACGCCCUUUUUCUCAUGUCUAACUCCUACCUGUAGAGUUCAUUAGCGUGCUCAUGGGAGA
Messenger RNA from Myotis lucifugus (little brown bat), 1703 nucleotides. RefSeq names its product bifunctional glutamate/proline--tRNA ligase-like. Bases 132 to 1688 code for a protein of 518 amino acids. Gene Ontology annotation, cellular component: cytoplasm; cytosol; methionyl glutamyl tRNA synthetase complex. The record is from RefSeq and is a predicted model, not a curated record. Gene Ontology annotation, biological process: glutamyl-tRNA aminoacylation. The transcript has 12 exons. NCBI's taxonomy places the organism in Eukaryota, Metazoa, Chordata, Mammalia, Chiroptera, Vespertilionidae. Gene Ontology annotation, molecular function: ATP binding; glutamate-tRNA ligase activity.